This is a messenger RNA of Nothoprocta perdicaria, 2863 nucleotides long. RefSeq names its product nephronectin (gene NPNT). Gene Ontology annotation, molecular function: calcium ion binding. The transcript is spliced from 13 exons. Bases 1 to 1815 code for a protein of 604 amino acids. Gene Ontology annotation, cellular component: membrane. Lineage: Eukaryota; Metazoa; Chordata; Aves; Tinamiformes; Tinamidae. The record is from RefSeq and is a predicted model, not a curated record.
AUGGCGCGCUGCCUGCGGCUGCUGCUCGCCGCCUGCCUCUGCCUCGCCGCGGCCGCCGACUUUGACAGAAGGUGGCCCAGACAAAUAAUCUCCUCAGCGGGGCUGUGCCGGUUUGGAAGUAGAGUCGACUGCUGCUGGGGCUGGGCCCGCUUAGCGUGGGGCCAAUGCCAACCUUUCUACGUCUUAAGGCAGAGAAUAGCCAGCCUAAGGUGCCAACCCAAAGCAAUAUGCCAGCCAGGAUGCAAGCAUGGRGAAUGCAUUGGACCAAACAAGUGCAAGUGCCACCCAGGAUACACUGGAAAAACCUGCAACCAAGAUCUGAAUGAGUGUGGACUGAAGCCCCGGCCAUGCAAGCACCGAUGCAUGAAUACCUACGGCAGCUACAAGUGCUACUGCCUGAAUGGCUACAUGCUCAUGCCAGAUGGAACGUGCUCUAAUGCCCUGACAUGUUCAAUGGCAAACUGUCAGUAUGGCUGUGAUGUGCUGAAAGGAGAAGUCCGCUGCCGCUGUCCUUCCCCAGGCCUGCAGCUGGGCCCUGAUGGGAGGACCUGCAUAGAUAUCGAUGAAUGUGCUACUGGGAGAGUGAUCUGUCCCCGGUUUAGGCACUGCAUCAAUACUUUCGGAAGCUACAUUUGCAGAUGCCAUAAAGGCUUUGAUCUAAUGUACAUCGGAGGCAAAUACCAAUGCCAUGAUAUAGAUGAAUGUUCUCUUGGCCAGCAUCAGUGUGGUACUUUUUCACGAUGUUACAACACAUAUGGAUCCUACAAAUGCAAAUGUAAAGAAGGCUACAGAGACAAUGGAACAAGCUGCAUCCUUAUUCCCAAUGUUAUGAUUGAACCACCUGGUCCAUAUCAUAUGCUCAAGGGCAACAGCACACUUGCCAAAGGAGGCAGUAGCAUAACCAAUAGGAUUCCUGAUGGUGGAGGCACAAGUCAACCCCUCAGACCACCGUAUGUACCUGCUGUUGUUACAGAAAGGCCAGCGGCCAGGCCAACAAGUCGUCCAACAGUCCAGCCAACAACUCGACCUACGCCCMGGCCAAGCACCAGGUACAUCCCUGUGACGACAAGGCCAGUGACGAGGCCUCCGCCUCCAACGCUGCCUCCAUCUCCGACAUUAAGGCCUACGCUGCUGCUGCCACGGAGGACUCCUGUGAUGACAACUGGAUAUCCUUCCCAUGUUCCAUUUGAAACUACAUCUUCCCAAGGAACUACGCUUGACAACAGGAUCCAGGUAGAUCCGCAGAAACCUCGAGGAGAUGUGUUCAUUCCGCGCCAGCCGGGAGUGAGCAAUAAUCUGUUUGAAAUACUUGAAAUUGAAAGAGGGAUUACUGCUGAUGAGUUUGAAGCAAACGAUGACCCAGGGGUGCUGGUGCACAGCUGCAAUUUUGACAGUGGACUCUGUGGCUGGAUCACAGACAAGGAUGAGGAGGUGCACUGGGAACCAGUUGGAGAUCCAUCAGGGGGACGGUACCUUACGGUGUUGGAGCCAAAAGGCCACGUCAGAGGUGCAGCCCAUCUUGUCCUGCCGCUAGGCCACACGGCUCAGGCUGGGGACUUGUGCCUGUCAUUCAGGCACAAGGUGCCAGGGCUGCACUCCGGGGCCCUGCACGUCUUCCUGAGGAAGAGCGGUGCCCACGGGCCRGCGCUCUGGGGAAGGAAGGGCGGCCAUGGCUGGAGAGAGACGCACCUAACGCUGCAUGGCUCAGGCAGCAAGAGUAUUGUUUUCAAGGGAGAGAAAGAGAAAGGAAGAACUGGGGAUAUUGGACUAGAUGAUGUCAUCCUGAGGAGAGGACGCUGCUCUGCCCAACACUAGCAAAGACAGUGGCUGGGCACAAGUCAUCUCCUCCUGCCCUUCUCAUCCUCUUCCCGACAAGCUUCAAAACAGAACUGCAUGAAAGCAACCCAUGUGGAGAAUGGCAAUUUGUUGAUAAGUGCAACCCCAGCAAAUCUGCACUGAAAAUAACAAAGAGCACCAAUUGGGAUUCAGGAACUCCAACCUGUGUCAGGUGUUUCUAAUAGUCUUUUCCCUAAUCAACUUUUAUAAUUAAUAACAUUAUUCCCUGUAACACCUGAUGAGUGUUCAUAUCAAGAAGCACUUGUGGAAGAGGGAAAAUUAGUAAUUAAUGCCAAAUGUUGAUGAAAUAAAUAUCCAGUUUAUAAAGCUUUAAUAUUAGUAACAUCUUCUGUACUGCAAUAGUUCUGUUGAUUAUGCUGAUAGACAGGGGGUUUGACCUCACAGCUUCAUGCAGUCUAGGCUUGAGUUUUGGGCCAUCUUCCUAUCACUGACCUUUAAAGAAGGGUUUGCUGUGUAUCAAACAGCAAUUGAUUUUGGGAUUGUAUCUGUAUCAACAAAAGCAGUUAUGUAGAAUAGGAACUGCAUCCUGUAAUAUCACUCCUGCUGUGUUUUGUGUAUAUGUGUAUGGUUAUUAACAUAUUUAUGUUUUUACUAAUUACAGAGUAGUUGCAAGGUAAACAGCAGCUGUGUGUUCUUAUUUACAAAUGGAGAGCUGCUCCUCCUCUCUGAUCCCACUGGUUGUGCCAAUAGACCAGUUACCAAAGUCACUACAUGGUGCUCAUGGAGAAACAUUUCCUGACCGUUCCCUUUUGCACAAAAUGCAGAUGCAGUUUUUCCACGUUGGAGUGUGUGGGGGACACAAGAAGCAAACCCUCACCUGCACAAGGCUGCAUGGGCCCUGCAGCCAGCGUGGCAGCCUGGCAUGUGGAAGCCGAGUAGCCRGAGAAGCUCCAUGUGCCGCUGCGCCUUGUGUGACUGAGCCUGCUGCUCUGCAUACAGUAAACGUGCUCCAAAAAUAAAACAAAUAGCUCUGGCUGGAUUAAAUAUUUAGCUAAAUUUUGAGCUA